Molecule: messenger RNA, 976 nt
Organism: Acaulospora morrowiae
Lineage: Eukaryota; Fungi; Glomeromycota; Glomeromycetes; Diversisporales; Acaulosporaceae
Source: the annotation of a GenBank genome assembly
CGGAAAGACAACCCUUUUGUUAGGACUCAAGGAGACACUCAAGGGUGAAGGCUUAAAUUAUGUGCAUUUUGCGAUGUCACGAAUGCAGGGUGAUAUAUUAUUAAACAAACGACAAGGAUUUUUCAACUUCAUGUCAUAUGCUCUCUUUAAUGAAAGACUUGCUCAGUACAUGAAUGAGACUCAUUUCAAUCUAAAAGAUGAAAUAAACAGGAUGAGUGAUGAUGAAAGGAGACAUAUUCGCAAACUCACAGACUAUAGGACAGAUUGCUGGAAGAUGGAUUUAUCUUAUUUAACUGCGCUCAAUGACCUAGAUAAGAAAUUAUUCAACAUUGGAAUUCUUUUCCGCGCAGAUGCAAAUUUAGUUUGUUUUACAAGCUGUAUUAUCCUGCUUGUUUGCAUUGAGGCUCUCUUUCCUACAACUCGAGAAUCUUUACCAAAACAUGUUCUGAAAGAUCCCAUUGAGUUAUUAAUAUUUGGAUUAAAAUUUAUUGAUCCUAGCACAAUCAUCGACGAAAGAGUUCGAAAUCAAGGUCCAUCAGAAAGAACUCUACAGGCAGCACUUUUUCGCGUCCUUAAUGGCUUAUUGCCCUACCCAAUGAUGUGCUUGUUUGAGGUAAAUGCCAGUGGUCGAACUCAUCUUGAUCUGAUGAUAGUUGAUAACGAUGAAAUUUUAGCGACUUAUUCACUCAAAUGUAAUAAAAUAUCGGAAGCUGAUUUCAGGGAUCCAUUAAAGCAAGCUAAAAUAUAUGCUGAUGACUUUGGCACGGAUAUAUGCCUUGUCAAUUUCAUUCUAAAAGGUCAUAGAAAACCAUGUACACUUUAUGGUGUUCCCGAGGAAAUCAUUUUGGUGAAUGUCAUAUUCAAUGCUGAAUUCACCCAAUUUGAAAUUCAAACAGAAUCUCUUGAUGGCUAUCAAACAGUUAAUGUAACUGGCGAUUCUAAUCACCGAGAAAAUCAUGCUAGAAUUACAAAAUAA